UGAUUAAAAGUUGUGUAAAUUCUAUUUCUUCCAUGAAAAUAAAUAUUGUAAAAUACUCAGUUGUUGCCUAUUAGUUAUCAUAUCCGGCCAAUGGCGGAUUUACCUCUUUUGUUGACGUUUUUCUUACAAUUCUUCAAAAGCCGAUAUUAUUCAUGUAACUAAUCACUUAAAAUUUGCUUGUCCUAGUUUUGUCAUACCAAAUUAAAUGUUUUCAUUAACUGAAAACUAAACUUCAAAUAAUAUUAUGCAAACUAAUAAAAUGAGAGGGCGUCCUCCAAAAGCUAAGUCAACAUGUACUAUGUGUAAUGAGUCAAAACAUCCUUUAAAUUAUGUUUUACCUACUCAAAAUGGAAAAAAAGAAUUUUGUUCUGUCAAUUGUCUGGCUGAAUUUCGAAAAGAAUAUGUAAAGAAUGGUUGUGCCAAUUGUGAUAAUAUUAUCAAAGGUACACCAGUAAAACAAGAAAAUCUUGAAUCCACUCCAAAAAAUUUUUGCUCAGCGGCUUGUUUAAAUAAACACCAAAGAAAAGAGCUAACAAAAAAAUCUGUUUUUGGUGAUGUUCAAGUGGAGCAUCCGUUUUCCAUUAAUGGGAAUCAAACAUUCGACUGGGAUAGUUAUUUAAAAGAAACUAAUAGCAUAGCUGCUCCAAAUUAUUGUUUCAAGCAGCAUGAAGAAUCACCAGAAAACGAAUUUAAACUUGGAAUGAAAUUAGAAGCUGUAGACCCACGAAAUAUAACAUCUAUGUGCAUUGCUACAGUUGUUGGUGUUGUUGGCCCUAGGAUAAGAUUGCGCUUGGAUGGAGGAGAUAAUAAAAAUGACUUUUGGAGAUUGGUGGAUUCAUCAGAAUUAAAACCUGUUGGGUAUACUGAAAAAAAAGGAGGCAUGCUGCAACCACCUCUUGGUUUUCGUAUGAAUGGCUCAUUAUUUCCUAUGUUCCUCGUUAAAACAUUGAAUGGAGCAUAUUAUUCACCUGAAACAGCCUUUAAAUCUGAACCAAAAACACCGACUGAUAAUUUAUUUAAAGUUGGUCAAAAAAUUGAAGCAGUUGAUAAAAAAAAUCCACAUUUAAUAUGUGUAGCAACUAUUGGUGAUGUUAAUAAAAAUAAUAUAUUUGUUAUGUUUGAUGGAUGGCGUGGUGCAUUUGAUUAUUGGUGUUCUUAUGACUCGAGAGAUAUUUUCCCUGUUGGAUGGUGUGUUAAAAGUGGUCAUCCACUUCAACCUCCUGGUCAUAAAGCUGUUACAGGAUCUCGUUAUUCAGGAGGAAGGCCUAAUGGAGCUCAAAACUCUUCUCUUGUAAAGCAAACUCUUAAUGACUCUAUAACUCUUACACCAGAUAGUGCAAGUGAUUUAGAAGUAGGAUUUCAAGAAUCAUGUUCUGUAUUUAUAAACCAUGAGUGUAAGUGUGGUCCUUUCAUGGAUUCUUCAAAAUUGUUUGAACUUCCUAAACAAUUAGGUCCUGGUUUGGUACAAAAGGUUUUAAAAGAUACAAUACAACAUUUGGUAAAUACUGCACAUGAUAUACAAUCAGUGACAACUUUGAUGAAAAAACAAGGAGAUAGCACUUGUACUGUAACAGCUACUUAUGAAGGAAAAUCUAGAGUUUUUAAAUUACCAAAGAUAGAAAAAGCCGUUGAAUUUUGGGAAUAUAUAAAAAGUCUAUUGGAAGAUUUAUCAUGUUGUUCUCGUUUAUUAAGUCCUACAUUAAAUGUAUGUUCAGAGUGUAAAUUAGAUAAAGUUGUUAACAAUUCUACAGCAAUUAAUGAUGUUAGUAAAAAUAUUAAAAGACAAGGUUCACCUGAAAGUUCAACACCAUAUAUGGGUUUAGUCACAAAAAUUGCUCGUUCAAAUGAACCUGAAAUGGAAGCUGCAUCUUCAACUACUCCAGCAGAAGAUCUAUCUAGACUGCCUGUAGAUCCAGUAGAAUGGUCUGUUGAAGAUGUUAUUCAACAUAUUAAUUGUGUAGAUGUUCAGUUAAAUGUAUUUGCAGAAUUAUUCAGAAAACAUGAAAUUGAUGGAAAAGCAUUAUUAUUGUUGAAUUCAGAUACUAUGAUGAAAUAUAUGGGGCUAAGACUUGGCCCUGCUUUAAAAUUACAAAACCUAAUUAAUCGUUUAAAACCAAAUCGCAGAUGAAAAAAGUGCAUAAUUCUGUCAUUGGAAUAUUUUUAUAUUUAAGUGUUUAUAUUUCAAGAUGUUUAGAUAUUUCUGUAUGGAAAGAUAAAUUAUAUAUACACUGUUGAUAAUCAAUUUUAGUAAUUGAUCACUUAUUUGUUUUUAUAUUAAGUACAUUAGUAUUAAAAAUAAUACUAUAAUGUGUAAUGGUGCUUAGAUUAAUUACAAAAAUAUCUAACUUAAGAAUUAGACAUUUAUUAAUUUGGUUUUCACAGUAAACCAUUUAAAGAUACACCUACUUAUGUAUAAUUAUAAUAAUAUUAUUAAAAUUGACAGAUAAUAUAAUGUAAGAAAAUUUAUCUCAUAAUACUUUAUUUAGUCAUGUUUAUAAAAGCAUAUUAUUAUGUGAUGUCACUUUUAAAUAACAAAUUAUUUAUUCAAUUAUUUAAAUACUUUAUUACUAUAGCUAAAAAUUAUAUUUUUAAAAAAAAAUUAAUACAUUUUAUUUAAAUGUAAUAGACAGUUGAGUUUCAAAAACUCAGUUUUAUUAAUAGUAUAAAUAUAAAAAUUUACCCUAAUUCUAAAUUUUCCUAUUAACAUUUCAAUUUCUAAAAAAAUUUUGCUUGUAAUAUCCAAUUAAAAUAUGGUAUAAACAAUGUAAUAUUUAUAAAAAGUAUUAUUGUUACUAUUCAAUAGUAAAAAAUAACAGAAGACUCAUCAUUUGAGAUCAACUAUUUAUUUGUUUAUUAAUAAUUUUUUUUUAGUUUCAAUUUAUACAAAAAAAUUAAUUUAAUAUUAUUUUCAUACUGUGUUAAUGAUAAAAUUUAUUAAAUAAAAUUACUAUCAAUAUUAAUUGUCAUUUAAUAAAAUUUUCAUUUUAUAUACACUUAAUAAUUUUUUGUAAGUUAAAUCUUAAGUGUGCAUGUAAUUAUAUUUUAUUUAUCUCUAAAGAAUGUUUUAUCAUUCUUGGAACUAAACCUCGCUUAGUUAAAAAGUUGAAGUUUUGACAUCCUAGCUAAUUUAAAAAAGUAAUUUAGCAAGUCGAGUAUGGAUUAAAAAAAUGUUGUGAUCAAUACUGAUAAAGUUGUCAUUUUUCUAUCUUUUACAUUUUUGUUGUUAGAUUUUAUUUUUUAGAUAUAAUUUAAAGAUAUUGAUGUAUAUAUAUACUUUACUUUUAGUUUAAACAAAAUAUUUAUGUAUAUUGUACUAGUAUUAAAUGUUAAUUUUCUUAUUUUUAAGCCGUAUUGGGAGAAUUAUGUAUUGGCAAUUGUUUCUGUGAUGUUAGAUGUAUUUUGAUUGAAUGUAUUUAAAAUUAUAUUUUUGUAAAAUAUAGUAAUUUGUUUGCACA
Messenger RNA from Daktulosphaira vitifoliae (grape phylloxera), 3455 nucleotides. RefSeq names its product polycomb protein Scm (gene Scm). Gene Ontology annotation, cellular component: nucleus. NCBI's taxonomy places the organism in Eukaryota, Metazoa, Arthropoda, Insecta, Hemiptera, Phylloxeridae. Gene Ontology annotation, biological process: regulation of DNA-templated transcription. The transcript is spliced from 13 exons. Gene Ontology annotation, molecular function: protein binding. The record is from RefSeq and is a predicted model, not a curated record. The coding region runs from base 245 to 2128 and encodes 627 amino acids.